AUGGUUCUUACACCAGCUGAAAAACAAAAACGAUAUCGUGAAAAUCUUGUAAAAAGAGGUUUAUAUGAAUUUACAAAGGUUAAACAUGCUGCCAGAAUGAAAGUUUAUCGUCGAAAAUUAACUGGAUUAAUACGAACUAAAUAUUUGGCUGCACAUGCUGAUGCACAAAGACGUUAUAAAGGAAAAAUGGUUUCAAAUCCUAAUAAAUCAUCUCCUACGAUACAGACAGUAGCAAAAGCAACAAAAAAGGUCAAGCAAGUCCUUCCAAAAGAUCCAAUAAAAAAAAAGUUGGUUAUACAAGCAAUGGCUGAAUCUGUUGGUCUUUUACCUCAACCAUUUGCUCCACGUGUUUCAAGAACAUUACCACUAAAAGUAAAAGAAGCUAUUCUUCAUUAUUAUGAACGUGAUGACAUAUCAUAUCAAAUGCCUGGUAAACGUGAUACAAUUGUUGUUAAAGAAUAUGCUGGUAAAAAAACUUAUCAAAAAAGAAUUUUAUUAUAUAAUUUACGUGAGAUACAUCACAUGUUCUUACAAGACAAUCCUGGUAUUGAUGUAUCACGUUCAGUCUUUGCUCAAUUGCGACCACAACAUAUUAUGGUGAAAUCUUCCAUGUCACACCGUGUGUGCUUAUGUUUAUAUCAUCAAAAUGUCAGUUUGCUUAUUGAUGCAUUGUCAAAAUUUAUCAAUGGACCAGCUUGUUCUGAUUUACAUACAUUCACCAAAAUACUUGUCUGUGAUGAAUCAAAUGAACAGUGUAUGUUUUCAAAUUGUAAUUAUUGUUCUAAUAAUUUUAAAUUACAUGUUGAAAGCAAGAUUAUUGAUGAAACUGUAAAAUUAAAAUGGUUUCAGUGGAACAACAAUCGAGGUCAUGCCGAAAAAAAAGAACAAGAAGGCACGGUGAAGGAAUGUGUACAAUGUUUAUCACAACAAAUAAAAAAGUAUUUGAAUCAUGUUUUUAUUAAACGUCAGCAAAGCAAGUUUUUUGAACAAAUGAAAGAUAAUUCUGAUGAUAAAUCAAUUGUUAUACAAGUCGAUUACGCCGAUAAUUUUGCUAUUGAAGAACAAGAUGCUAUUCAAUCAGCACAUUGGUCGACCAAAACAAUUUCAAUUUUUACCGCACAUGCAUGGUGUGGUCCAUUAAAUUUCUCAUUUGCAUUACCUUCAAAUAAUGUAACUCAUAAUAAAUAUUGUACUAAUACAUGUCUUGAUUAUAUUAUUAGUGAAGUAAAACAAUAUUUACCAGAUUUAAAAAGAAUUAUGUUUUUCAGUGAUGGUGCUGCUUCUCAAUUCAAGCAGCGUUUCUUAUUUCGAAAUUUAACAAGAUUAUCAAUUGAUUAUAAUUUAUGUUUAUCAUGGAGCUUUUUUGCUACCAGUCAUGGGAAGGGGGUGGUGGAUGGUAUUGGCGGUAUUAUUAAACGAAUAGUUUGGAAAGAAAUUAUGACUAAAAAACAAUGUAAAACAGCAUCUGAUUUUGUUCUUCUUGCUAAAAGCAAAACCAAUACCAUUAUUUUACACGAAAUAACACAAGCAGCAAUUGAUGCUUCAGAACAAAAACUGCAACAGAUAUUCAAUGAUACAAAAUCUGUUCGAGAUACACAAAAAUUACAUCAUGUAACUGUUGUAGGUGAGGAUAUUAUUGAAUGUCGUCUAUAUAGUGAAUCGACAUGUUGUUGGAAGGUGAGGUUUUGA
Messenger RNA from Rotaria sp. Silwood2, 1689 nucleotides. The record is from the annotation of a GenBank genome assembly. NCBI's taxonomy places the organism in Eukaryota, Metazoa, Rotifera, Eurotatoria, Philodinida, Philodinidae.